Molecule: messenger RNA, 2088 nt
Organism: Neomonachus schauinslandi (Hawaiian monk seal)
Lineage: Eukaryota; Metazoa; Chordata; Mammalia; Carnivora; Phocidae
Gene: IGF2BP3
Product: insulin like growth factor 2 mRNA binding protein 3
Exons: 15
Coding region: 1-1743 (580 amino acids)
Biological process (GO): regulation of gene expression; nervous system development
Cellular component (GO): cytosol; nucleus; cytoplasm
Molecular function (GO): mRNA 3'-UTR binding
Source: RefSeq, a predicted model, not a curated record
AUGAACAAACUGUAUAUCGGAAACCUCAGCGAGAAUGCCGUCCCUUCGGACCUGGAAAGUAUCUUCAAGGACGCCAAGAUCCCGGUGUCGGGACCCUUCCUGGUGAAGGCGGGCUACGCGUUCGUGGACUGUCCGGACGAGAGCUGGGCCCUCAAGGCCAUCGAGGCGCUUUCAGGUAAAGUGGAACUGCACGGGAAAUUAAUGGAAGUCGAGCACUCUGUCCCAAAAAGACAAAGGAUCCGGAAACUUCAGAUACGGAAUAUCCCGCCUCACUUACAGUGGGAGGUGCUGGAUAGUUUACUAGUCCAGUAUGGAGUGGUGGAAAGCUGUGAGCAAGUGAACACUGACUCGGAAACUGCAGUCGUAAAUGUAACCUAUUCCAGUAAGGAUCAAGCUAGACAAGCAUUAGACAAACUGAAUGGAUUCCAGUUGGAGAGCUUCACGUUGAAAGUGGCCUACAUCCCUGAUGAAACUGCUGCCCAGCAGAACCCCUUGCAGCAGCCCCGAGGUCGCCGUGGGUUUGGGCAGAGGGGCUCAUCGAGGCAGGGGUCUCCAGGAUCAGUCUCCAAGCAGAAACCGUGUGACUUGCCUCUACGCCUACUGGUCCCCACCCAGUUUGUUGGAGCCAUAAUAGGAAAAGAAGGUGCCACCAUUCGGAACAUUACCAAACAGACUCAGUCUAAAAUUGAUGUCCAUCGUAAAGAGAAUGCGGGUGCUGCUGAGAAGUCAAUUACUAUCCUCUCUACCCCUGAAGGUACCUCUGCGGCUUGUAAGUCUAUUCUGGAGAUUAUGCAUAAGGAAGCUCAAGAUAUAAAAUUCACAGAAGAGAUUCCCUUGAAGAUAUUAGCCCAUAAUAACUUUGUAGGCCGUCUUAUUGGUAAGGAGGGAAGAAACCUUAAAAAAAUUGAGCAAGACACUGACACUAAAAUCACGAUAUCUCCAUUGCAGGAAUUGACGCUGUAUAAUCCAGAGCGCACCAUUACAGUCAAAGGCAACGUUGAAACAUGUGCCAAAGCUGAGGAAGAGAUAAUGAAGAAAAUCAGGGAGUCUUAUGAAAAUGAUAUUGCUUCUAUGAAUCUUCAAGCACAUUUAAUUCCUGGAUUAAAUCUGAAUGCCUUGGGUCUGUUCCCACCCACUUCAGGGAUGCCACCUCCCACCUCAGGGCCCCCUUCAGCUAUGACUCCUCCUUACCCACAGUUUGAGCAGCAGUCAGAAACGGAGACUGUUCAUCUGUUUAUCCCAGCCCUAUCUGUUGGCGCCAUUAUCGGCAAGCAGGGGCAGCACAUCAAGCAGCUUUCUCGCUUUGCAGGAGCUUCUAUUAAGAUUGCUCCAGCUGAAGCACCAGAUGCUAAAGUGAGGAUGGUGAUUAUCACCGGGCCACCAGAGGCUCAGUUCAAGGCUCAGGGAAGAAUUUAUGGAAAAAUUAAAGAAGAAAACUUUGUUAGUCCUAAAGAAGAGGUGAAACUUGAAGCUCAUAUCAGAGUGCCGUCCUUUGCUGCUGGCAGAGUUAUUGGAAAAGGAGGCAAAACGGUGAAUGAGCUCCAGAAUUUGUCAAGUGCAGAAGUAGUUGUCCCUCGUGACCAGACACCUGAUGAGAAUGACCAAGUGGUUGUGAAAAUAACUGGUCACUUCUAUGCUUGCCAGGUUGCCCAGAGAAAAAUUCAGGAAAUUUUGACUCAGGUAAAACAGCACCAACAGCAGAAAGCUCUGCAAAGUGGACCACCUCAGUCAAGACGGAAGUAAAGGCUCAGGAAACAGCCCACCACAGAGGCAGAUGCCAAACCAAAGACAGAUUGCUUAACCAACAGACGGGCGCUGAACCCCUAAUAUCCAGAAUUACAUGCACAAGUUUUUACCUAGCCAGUUGUUUCUGAGGACCAGGCAACUUUUGAACUCCUGUCUCUGUGAGAAUGUAUACUUUAUGCUCUCUGAAAUGUAUGACACCCAGCUUUAAAAAAAUAAAUAAGUGGGGGGAGGGAGGGAAAGAGAGGAGCUCUGCACUUCCCUUUUGUUGUAUUCUCGGUGUAACAAAUAUUCUAAUUUUUCUUAAUAUACCCCCCUAAUGCCAGAAAUCGGCUAAAUUCAUAA